Sinocyclocheilus anshuiensis is the source of this 2392-nucleotide messenger RNA. It is a transcript of the gene efna5b, whose product is annotated as ephrin-A5b. Lineage: Eukaryota; Metazoa; Chordata; Actinopteri; Cypriniformes; Cyprinidae. Gene Ontology annotation, cellular component: external side of plasma membrane; plasma membrane. Gene Ontology annotation, biological process: ephrin receptor signaling pathway; axon guidance; regulation of cell-cell adhesion. The transcript is spliced from 5 exons. Gene Ontology annotation, molecular function: ephrin receptor binding. The coding region runs from base 520 to 1206 and encodes 228 amino acids. The record is from RefSeq and is a predicted model, not a curated record.
UCCUGCCGAACCGAAAGCGCAUCAGCUAACUCACAGAUGACCCGCAGUAGAAUGACGGAGAGUGACUCGCGCGUCCGGAACGCGGGUGUGUUUGUCGAGCUCUGCGUUCAUCUGAACGGACCCCUGCUCUCCAUCUCGCCGAGAUCAGUCUGAGCGUCUGGCAACUUCUGCAAACCUGUCUGCACGGACUCUCUCUCGGACUGACAGCGCGCUCCUGCUCUGUAGUUGCAUGUGUGGAUGAGAAGAGCUUCUGCAGACUAGAUCGUCUCUGCUAAAAGUCUCACCGACGCGUGUUAGAAUGAACCCUAAACACUGACUGGCUGAUUUGUGUCUCUCCGGCGGCGCAGUCCACAGUUAUUGACCGUAGUGCGGACAUUCACACCACUGACAGAAGAUCGUGGACAUCUCAACACUUGCUCCACUGUCUGACAUCAGCCGCGUCGGGAAGAGCCGAGCCACAGAUGUGAAUGAAAGUCGACUAAAGCAAGAGGAAUAUACGUGUCCGAGUGUGCUGUAGUGAUGCUGCAAGUGGAAAUGAUCAUAUUCGUGGGUGUGAUUCUGUGGAUGUGUGUAUUUAGUCAAGAGCCCAGCUCAAAGGUGAUGGCCGAUCGAUACGCUGUCUACUGGAACCGAACCAACCCCAGGUUUCACCGUGGAGACUAUCACAUCGACGUCUGUAUAAACGACUACCUGGACGUCUACUGUCCACACUACGAGGAAUCGGUCCCUGAGGAGAGAGCGGAGCGCUAUGUGCUCUACAUGGUCAACUACGACGGCUACAGCACAUGUGACCACACGGCCAAAGGCUUCAAGCGCUGGGAGUGCAACCGGCCGCACUCGCCCAAUGGCCCGCUCAAGUUCUCCGAGAAGUUCCAGCUCUUCACGCCCUUCUCGCUGGGCUUCGAGUUCCGGCCAGGCCGAGAGUAUUACUACAUCUCAUCCAUGAUCACAGAAACCGGGAGAAGGUCGUGUCUCAAGCUGAAAGUGUACGUGAGACCACCGAAUGGCUGCGAGAAAACCAUAGGCGUUCAUGACCGCGUUUUUGUCGAUGACAAAGUAGGCAAUGCAUUAGAACCAAGAGAUGACACCAGUCACGAGGCUGAACCGUCCCGGAGCGACGUGUCGACUUCAGGCCUGUGGCACCAAACGUCACGCCCCCUGCUGGCCCUGCUGCUGCUCUGCAUCUCUGUGUUCUUCACCUUAUAGCCCCUCACCUGCCCCUCAAGCAGCCCUCGGGAGACCCCACGUGUCCCGGUGCCGGGGAGGGCUUGAGAUUCACCAGGAACACUUCUGCUGCGCUUUUGUUUUGUUUUCCAAUAUUUAAGUGGUCCUUCGCUGUCUUUGAUUAAGAAAAGUCAAUUAGCUGCGCAAAGAAGAAAUUCAGAUCGCCUGUUUAACCAACCAACCAAUCAACUGCGGUGGCCGGUCGCUGCGGAUUGGCUGCCAGGAGGAAGGGGGCGGAGUCUCAGAUUUGAUUUGGGUCCAUUGGGAGCGAGUCGCUCUUUUGUGGGAAAUUAGAGCACGUGUUAAGAAACGCCGGAGGCCCUGUGAGAACUGAAGGUUUAUAGGUGGGUGUCACAUAAAACAGACAUAAACAUCAACCCGAGUUCACCGGCUCUGCUGUUAGCGAUAUAUAUAUAUAUAUACACACACACACACACACACACACACACACACACACAAAGACUCUCGCCUUUCGUCCUUCGUCUGCCUUUCCCUAACAAAUUGCAGAAUCCAUCGGAAGAAACGGUCUGUUAUGCGUCUCGCCACAGGAUCUUUCCCAAUUGAAGGAAGACGUUGGUUAGUCUGAAUUUGCUUUUGAUUCUCUACUGCAAUUUGAGGGACUUGUCUUAGUAGACCACACCACUAAAAACAAUGAUUUUGUAUUUUGUAAGAUAAACUUAACUGCAACAUAAAUAUCUAUAUUUUUCCUAUGACCUUUUAUCAAUUGAUAUGAGAUAUCAACAUUAACGGAUCAUGGAAAUUCUUUUCUUGUCAUAACUGUGUGUCCGACUCCAUUAGGAACCAAAUAUGGAAAGGGGCUCCGCAUGAUGUUUUUCCCUUUUACAUGGGUGGAAAAAAUAAGCAUUUGUUUGAAUAGGCCUUAUACUGUACACUAUACUAAUAUCUCCUGGAAGUGCUUUGAAUUCAGCAUUUCGAUCGGGGAAAUAAAGUCUAGUUUCAUUUGUUUAUUUCAUUAAUGCAUCUGUUUGUUCUGUAGCUGUUAAUUGGUGCAGUUCUGACUCGUUUAAUAUGCUGAUGCGACAUACGCAAAACAUUAGAACAUGGGCAUUCUCCUCCCAAAAGCCUUACAAAUGAUGGAGGAACCGAUGGGUGAAUCUCACCAAACCUGACUCAUGUUUCACUACAGAAUCAAAAAAUAAAAAUAAGU